Mugil cephalus (flathead mullet) is the source of this 5406-nucleotide messenger RNA. It is a transcript of the gene whrnb, whose product is annotated as whirlin b. The coding region runs from base 479 to 3436 and encodes 985 amino acids. Gene Ontology annotation, molecular function: protein binding. Gene Ontology annotation, biological process: sensory perception of sound; auditory receptor cell stereocilium organization. The record is from RefSeq and is a predicted model, not a curated record. NCBI's taxonomy places the organism in Eukaryota, Metazoa, Chordata, Actinopteri, Mugiliformes, Mugilidae. Gene Ontology annotation, cellular component: stereocilia ankle link complex; stereocilium tip; plasma membrane. The transcript is spliced from 12 exons.
UCCAUCAGCUGGAGAGACCCUGGAGUUUGUUUCAUGGACGCAGUGGACAUGAAGACAUGAAGAGGGUGAUAUGUUACUAUCGGACAUCUUUAUCUGACAUGCAGUGAGAAACAUUUCGUGGACUUUUAAUCUGGUGUCAUGGGGGACUCUCUUUGAGGCUCGUCCCGGUGAAGGCAGUUCUUGUUGUGCCGGAAAUAAAAGAGUCGCAAAGGACAUUUACGCCGCGGUCGGCGCCGGAGUAAUCUGCACAUCGACUGGGAAAUGGUUUGUUUCGGAGUGUCACGCCGCGCGAGGCGCGCGUCAACGCCGUUGCGCGUGUAGGUCACCGGUCACCUGUUGAAGUUGCCCGAUGAGCGGUGCGAUUUUUCACCUUUUACUCACUCAAACAGGACGAUCUCCUUGCACGGCGCUUUCACAAAUGCAACGCGACCCGAUCUCCCUAUCCGCACAGUUUCCCGUUAUGUUGUAGGACUGUAGGAUGAGCGCUGAUUUGGAGCGCGCUUCGCCCAACAAAUCGGUGAACUCGGCCGGCUUGGGCGGCCGUGCGCUCUCGGCCAACGUCCGGAGGCUCCACAACGCUCUCAAUCUGCUGCUCAGCGACCUGGAGAGAGAGCAGUUCAUCCACUGUCUCAAUGUUUACCACGCCAAGCGCAACGUCUUCGACCUGGUCCAGACUCUAAAAGUGAUUCUUAACACGCCCGGCAAAAGACAAUUGCUGCCCAUGCUGCGCCUAGUCAUCCCGAGGUCCGACCAGCUGCUGUUCGACCAGUACACUUCCGAGGGGCUCUACCUGAAGACUGACUUGCUUUCUAGUAACGGUGCGGAGGGCUUUGGGGACGAAGGGGAUUUAACUCUGCAAAAAUAUGUCAGUUCCAUCCAGGAGCAGCCGCUCGCGUCCGGCUGCCCCGAUGGUUUCAGCAUCGCCGCGGAGCUGUCGGCUUCUGUGGCACCGCAAUUCUGCGAGAGCCCAUUUGGAGAGGUGCGCAAAGUCACCCUGACGCGCUCCAGAAGCCACGAGGGCGUGGGGUUCAGCAUCCGCGGGGGUUCGGAGCACGGCGUGGGGAUCUACGUAUCCCUCGUGGAGCCGGGCUCAUCCGCCGAGAGAGAGGGUCUAAGGGUCGGGGACCAGAUAGUGGCCGCGAACGACAUGGCGUUUGACAGUGUCACGCACAUAGAAGCGGUGAAGGUGCUGAAGGGUUGCAAGAAGCUGACCAUGUCUGUUUGCUCCAUGGGACGGAUCCCUGGAGGCUACAUCACCAACCACAUGUACAGCUGGGUGGAUCCUCAGGGACGGAGUGUCUCCGCGCCACCUGACGAUCUGGAGGCCAACCAGAGGCAUGGUCUCGGCAUGGAGGAGAGGACGGUAAACCUGAAUAUGGACGAUGGUCGCUCUCUGGGUCUAAUGAUCCGAGGCGGUGCUGAGUAUGGAUUAGGGAUCUACAUCACUGGGGUAGACCCUGGAUCUGCUGCAGACGCUGGUGCACUUAAGGUGGGUGACCAGAUACUGGAAGUAAACGGUCAGAGCUUUAUCACCAUCUCCCACGAUGAGGCGGUUCACAUCCUCAAAAGUGGACGCCACCUCCUGAUGAAAGUGAGGGAUGUGGGCCGCCUGCCUCAUGCGCGCACACUGGUGGAUGAGACCAAGUGGAUCUGCAGUCAGGCCAUUGCUGAAAGCAAUGCCACUGCAAACCCCAGUUCUGUCACCCACUCCAAUGUCAGUGAUGCCGUCAAUGCCAGUGCCUGCAGUUCAAGACCAGCUUCAGCCAGAGAAACCCCUGUAUUAGGACAGCCGUCAGGAUACAGAGGAGUGCUUCUUCCCGGAGCUCAGAUGUCUCUGGAGCAGCAGGCUUACAUGCUGCUCACUGAUACAGAGAAGCAGACCAUGGACUACUACCUGCAGGAGUACCAGCAGGGACACAUAGGAGUGGAGCCAUUGGUCAUGGCUCUGUUUGAGCUUUUCAACACACAUGCUAAGUUGUCUAUGUUCACUGAGGUAAGAAGUCUGGUUGCUCACAAGGAUCUGGAGAUAUAUGACAGUCUUGUGUUACACCGUGAGAGGGAGGCCCACCCAGCUUGGCAUCCAGGCCUGGGAGUGCUGCAUCCACAGGACCAGUGCAACCAUGCAGCUCCUGUCACCUUUGAAGCAGGACAUACUGUCCCUCCUAUGACUGAUGGCUCUCGUGGUAGCUUGACAGAGAAAGACCCAGAGGAGAAGACUCUUAAUGCCUUGCAACACACUUCACGGGAUGAAAUGCAGGCUCCUGGUGAAUCUCCUCCUUUCAGAGCUGUUCCUCAUCAGGCCAAGACCAGGUCGUCCAGAGAGCUGGAGCUCAGCCAGAAGCCUUCAGCACGGCUGGUGCAGACUGGUUCCAGCCUGCUCUUCACCGGCCCCACCCGGCUUUUCCACAACUGCCUCCACAAAUCACUUAAAUCCCUACCCACCAUCUCCCCAGACACUUCCCACCACACCUGCAGUGGUUCCAGCCACCACACUUCCCUCAAUGCGCUCCAUCACGCCUCCCAGAGCUCCCUCCAGCUCUCCGACGCUGAACACCACAACCACCCCAACUUCGCUCACCAUCUCCACCACCAUGCUGCCCACCAUAACCGGCCCAGUACAGGACACCAAACCUGCCCAGGCUUCCUGCACCACCGGGACUCCUCCAAGUCUGCUAAUCUAGAGGCAUCAGUCAAACUCUCGUCCAGAUCCAGUUCCUAUGAAAAGUCCUGCAUCUUGUCAAAGUCUGCGUCCUCUUCUAAAGCAGCGUCUCCUAUGCCAUCCCCUCAUAUAUCGCCCCGUCCCUCCCCGUGUCCCUCACCCUGUCCCUCUCUCAUUACACCUGCUGCUCCACCCUGCAGUCCUGAUCGGCCCUGCUCGCCUGCCUUCACUCAGAAAGUCAUGGUGACAGACAUGAAUCGAUUGUCUGCAGACUUGAGACCGCAGCAAAGAGGGGCCACGCUGUCCCAGUUGUCAGACAGUGGCCAGACUCUGAGCGAAGACAGCGGUGUGGAUAUUGCAGAAGCUGGAGGUCUCAGUAAGGACGGCAGCCCUCGGCCCAGCAAGAACCAGCUCGGCCAUCUGGAACACCCAGGGGCCCAUGCACCCCCCCCAGGAACCACCAGACAACAGACUAACUCACCCAUCCCAGCAUCUUCCACUACUCUUGUUCGAGUGGUGAAAAAUGCCAACACACUGGGCAUCGCUAUAGAAGGUGGAGCCAAUACAUGCAAACCUUUACCGCGCAUAGUCACCAUUCAGAAAGGAGGGUCGGCCCAUAUUGGCGGUCAGCUGAAAGUGGGUCAGGUCAUACUGGAGGUCAACAGCAUUUCCCUGAGAGGUCGGGAGCACAAAGACGCCGCCCGGAUCAUCGCUGAGGCCUUCAAGACCAAAGAGAAGGACCACAUUGACUUCCUGGUGUUUGAGCCGGGACUUUAGGAACUUGCACUUUAUGAAGCUUGGUUUAAAGAGACAUUGUUUCAUUGCUUGGGGGGAUCCGUGUGAAAGCCACAUGGUGUUGUCCUGUAGUAUCAGGGUUUAAGGGUUUAAAAAUGUGUUAUUUACUGAUUGCACUUGACAGAGAUUUGCACAAUUUUAAUUUAGAAGACAAUAUUAUAUUAAUAUUUGCUAUGAAAGUCAUACCUGGGUCAAAUGCUAUUUGCUAAUGUUUAACUGAUUUUCUUUAAUUUAACUUCAAGUGUCAAAGUUGUAAAGCAAUCAUAUCAUAGUCAGGAGAGUCAAUCAUCAAGUGUCUUGUUUGUUUUGUUAGUAUUAUUAUUAUUGAUCCAAUAUCGAAAGAGUCAGACAAGAGUUAAGUUUAAUAAUCUUACUAGUUUUGAUUUUUUUGUUGUAAUUUUUGUGAAAAUCAAAAAAUAAGAAAAAAAAUACCCAUUCAGUUUUGAAAGUAGAAAACCAGGUAGGUUGAAGAAGUUUAGCUAGAGAAACUACUACUUAAUUUUAAUAUUGACAACUUUUAAUACUGACAGGACUUGGACAGAGAACUGGGACAUUUCCAGCCUUAAACUCACAACCGACCAAGAACCAGGAUCAAACAAACUUCCUAAUUUGUAACAAGGGAGAAAAUGAAGAUGAAUUGUAAGAUUAUGAACCAAACUGUGGUGCCUGUUGAAACACCCUACUCUGGGUUCCUCUGUAACCUACUUCUUCUAGCCCCUCUUUUUGUGUGUGUGAUAUUUUUCAGUCCAUUUUGGGUUUGCGAAUGUCAGCAAAUAAUGUGGUGGGGUGCAGUGAAACCGCAACUGAUAAAAAUGAUUGAUGAAGCCCAGCAUGAACAUUUGUAAUAGUUUGGCGGUUUGAGUGAGAAGAACGACCGUGUCAUAGAGCUGAACCUCAAACACGGUGUUAGAUAGGGACAGGGCUAGGGACAGGAGUCUAGACGCUGGUGGUGGAGGAGAAGAAGAUGUAGUUAACAGGGGAAGAAUUUUGUAAUGAUCAUGAAGAGGUGCAGAUGAGCGAGGAGGGUUGCCUGUGGCCUUCACAGCACAGGGAUGAGGGUUUGAUUGAUGGAGAGAAGGCUGGUAAAUAAUUCAUUGGAUGAAAGUAGUGACGUAUAAAAUCAAGGACAGACUGACUUUUACUGUGUGGGAAAAUGAAAGAGACAGCGAAAUGAUAGCCCACAGUCACCAGAGGUUCAUGAGCAGACAGGUCUUCCUUACUGAACGUUCAGCUAAGUUUCAUUUAAAUUUCAAAGCAUUUCAAAACUAACAUUGUUGCAGAUACCAUUGGACUCAUGUCUGGCAUGACUCCUCCUACAUAUCGUGUACAUGAAGUGAGGAAAAUGAGUGUGACGCAUUAUUCUGCCUUAAAAGAAGCAUUUGAGUCGACUCGAUUUGAUUCCUCUGAUUCUUGAAUUGACUUUGACAUCAAACGUCAUCAAACUCAUUCUCCUGACAGGUUUAAGAGCCUGCAGCUCCUUUAUGAUGACCCAAAUGGUCCUUACUGGAGCACGUCCUGUCAUAAUCAUUUCCAAUACAUUCAUCUCUUCAGUAUUUUAGCAAUAUUAGCUGUUCUUCAAUAUCUCUAACACAAAUGCAGAUAGUACGACCAUUUGUAUACGCUGUAGAUAGCUUAUAGUCCCUACAUAAAAUAACUUUUUAUCUUAUAAUCUUAUGGUGCACAGUGGGGGAGCAUUUUUAUUUAUUGUAUGAAUAUCCCCAACAAAUUAACUAUGUUCCACACACAAUAUGAAACAGACACAGCGGAAAUGAAAUAAAUCCAUAUCCUACAUUCGGGUGAAUGGUGAUCAUGUUAUCUCUUAAAGAAAACACACAGCAUAUGAAAAUGACACUGACACCAGUUUAGGCAGGUCCACCUGUUUAAAACUAAAUGCAGCCACUUCAUAAGAGAAGCAACUUACAUUGAAGGAAAUGUUCUGCAAUACUAUGCAA